AUGCUGUUUUACACGCUGACAUUCUGCAGCAUAAUAGGCAGGAAUCGGUGCUCGGAAAUGACUUUGAGAAGAAUGAUACAAGGCAAAAAUGGCUGGUUACAAAGAUCAUUGGCAUCGCUUGGGUAUUCAAUACCGUGCAAUCCAGAGACGUGGCACCGUGAUGAUCUGGAGCGAGUUUUGAAUCUUUUAAAGUCAUUCAAGGAGUACUUAUACUCUGUUGUUCCUGGUGUUUCGCUGAUGCUUAUCGAGUAUGUGCUAUGCCUCAGCGGUGACGAAGAACGACUGUCAGACGUAAAAUUGUCGUUUGACUUUCCUGUCGCUAAGCAGGCAAACUAUCGGAAAUUGUCAUAUGACGCUAAUCGAAAAAACAUUGUGCAUGACGGAAUGCACGAAACGCUGAACAAUGAAUUCAUAAAGGCGAGGUUUCCUGGAGACCAAAGAUUGCACGAGGUACGACGGAUGUUGUGCAGCUCGGAGCCAAUUUUGGUCGCUUUGAAACGUGCGGUUGGCAUGAACGAUCAGGAGUUUCGUGAGGACCAGGAGCGCUUCCUUUAUUCUGCCUGCCUCCGCAUGAUGACCUGUCCCAUUGCUCGAGGUAUGUUCACGAUGAAAUCGUCGAAGCCGCUGGUUGGUCAACGAGUGCAUAUCCCUGAACUGAACUUCGCCGGCAAAACGCCGCAGAAUUUACCGAUCGACUUGAGUCACAUAGAGGUAGCGUCUAACAUACGAACUUGGCCUCAAUUUCACAACGGCGUGGCGGCGGCGUUGAUGGCUUGUUCGAACGCUGACACUGACCGCGAACUGAGCUCCACAUGGAUCAGCUACAACCUACCGAGGCUGGCCGGUUUCGUUCUUGGACUUGGACUCAACGGCCAUCUAAAGAACUUGGCACUGUUCAACAUUCACGAAUAUUUAGCCAAAGGCGACGCGAUGCUCAGUUGUGCGAUGUUGAUCGGCGUGGCAGCGUCCAGACGUGGUACCGCGGACGUGACGGCCUUCAAGAUGCUGGCCACCCACCUACCGUUCUUGCUGCCGUCUUCUCUUCUAGAACUAAACAUCGAUCCUUUAGUGCAGACGGCAGCCGUUAUCGGCGCCGGAUUGUUGUUCGCUGAAUCUUCCAACAGCCGUUUAUCCGAGGCGAUGAUCCGUGAAAUUGAUCGUCCGGCAUCCGUGAACAAUGAUUGUUUCGUUGACAAAGAAGCAUAUGCACUUUCCUGCGGUCUUGCACUUGGAUUCAUCAAUCUUGGUAAAGGUAAUUCCAAAUUUGCCAGUUCUUGGAUUAAUUUGCAUACUUUGUAUCCGGAAUGUAAAAUUUUUACGUCAUAUGAAUUCAAGCUGUGUCAUGAUCAAAUGCGCAUCAUCUUGCAAUCUAUUUGGAGAUAUUUCUACAGUCCAUUUACUUUUUUGGAAUCGUGUAUAAUGCGUCUUGCUGGUUUAAUGAUGGUCAGUUCUUCUUUCAGCGAAUCCUGUCCAUUACGCUGUAACUUCUUCGCUCAUACAGUAACAUCGCAGACUCAUGUUUGUUCUGUUACUCAUUUACUCAUGUUCCUGUUUCUUGUUAUUCCCAACGUUCUCUUUCCAUGCUGCCUUGUGUAG
Messenger RNA from Soboliphyme baturini, 1596 nucleotides. Lineage: Eukaryota; Metazoa; Nematoda; Enoplea; Dioctophymatida; Soboliphymatidae. The record is from the annotation of a GenBank genome assembly.